ACAUAGGUAUAGACACCUCGUUCUAUAGAAACUUUGUCAAUUUCAUGUUUGUCUGUGGUGCUUCAGUUGGUUGUCGCCAAUUUUUUUGGGAUUUCGAAACAGAAAAGCCCACGAAUCUUUUUAUUUAGUCAAUAAUUAUGCAAUUUAUGUUUACUUGCAGACUAGUGUUUGAGUUAUAAACGAUUUCAAUCCCUAAAAAAGUACGAACCGUGGUGUUAAAAAAAAUAUAUUGUGGCAAAGUAAUCUUAUGUUUAUCCCUCAUGCUGUGAUAUUUCAGCAUUAUUUACUUUAAAAAAUGGACAUCGAUAUUAGUAAGGAGAAUAUUCAACCACUGAGAGGUGGUAGAAACCUAGUGCAACUCGGUACGGCUUUACAAGCUCAAUCCGACGUCGACGCGCAAAGACAGCUGCAGUUACAAAAAGAGGAACAUGAAGCAUCAAUUAGAAAUUAUCAAGGCCCGGAUCCACUAGAUCCAUGGUUUAACUACAUUCAGUGGGUAGAACAGUCUUUUCCUAAACAUGGUCAUGAGGGGCAUAUGGACCAACUUAUUAAAGAUUGUUUACAGUUAUUUGAAAAAGAUGAAAGAUAUUUUCAAGAUAGGAGGUUUGUCAAAUUAUGGAUAAAAUAUGUUGAUUGUUUGUCCAACCCCUUGGAAAUUUACCAAAGGUUGUAUAACACUGGCAUUGGUGUAGAGUGUUCAGAAUUCUAUCGAGCAUGGGCUUGUUACUGUGAAGAGUCUGGUGACUACAAGAAAGCUAACCAGGUCUAUAUGCUCGGCUUGCAAGCUAGAGCACAGCCUUUAGAUGAACUCGAACAGGCUCACAUGAACUUCCAACUGUUCUUUGCUCAAAGAAUGCUACAUGAUGAUUCCCCUACAAAAAGAAAGGCAGCUUCCGCUUUAGCUGAGACAAGGUUGGCCUUAACAUCGCUCAAGUCUUUCAAAAGGAGAAACAUUGCUAAUGUGCCUGUGCAAAGGGUUGGGGAGCAUGUUCGGAGUAGUGUUCCAGGUGUCAUGAGACAGCAACACUACGACAAUAGGAUGCCCAACUCAAAUGUCAUGGUCAAUGUCUUUGAGGAUGCUCCAUCAACAUCCCAUGCGGCUGUGCCAGUGGUUGAUGACCCUGGCCCAGCCUCACUAGUACAGGCCUGCGCUAAUGUAGAAAACGAAAAGGAAGUAGGUGUCUGGACUAACCCCAAGACAAGAAUGGUGCAUUCUAAUGUUGUGCCACCACAACCUUUACCCUUCACGCCAUAUGAAGAUCAAGAAGAUGAAAUGAGGCUACCACCAAACCAUAUGGCUUAUUGUGCUGACGAUUUAGUAUUUACUGUGCCUCUUUGUGUACCUGACCCUCCUGACCCAACGAAAAUACCUUGCUAUAAUAAGACACAGGUUUAUGUUAAUGAAACUGAAUUCAGUUUAGAAGAAAUCAGGUCAAGGAAAUAUAAUUUAGUUAAAGUAAAAAAUGUCAAGACUGAAAUAACAGAACAAACAGAUGUGCAGCCAAAUUUUAGUAACAUAAAUGCCACACUCGCUCAGUGCAGUGCUUUAGAAACUUUAGCUAAUUGUGCAUUGGAUCCUGAGCAAGAUCACUUAGGUCAACUAAUGCCAUUGACUAUUCCAACAUUGCAAAAUAUCACAAAAGUUACUAACAUACACUCUCCUGGAGAACCAAAAGUAUUUGUCAACUUAGACUCUAAAGAAUUUAGUGAACUCAGUGCUAGGAAGCAUGAUGAAAACCAAAACCAAAAGCCUGAGCAGAGUGGUGUUGACAAAGAAAAUCUUGGUAACACAAGCAAUAACUAUGGCAAUGAGAAUGCAGGAGCUUAUGGAAAGAACAAUCUUAUGGAAGAAUUCAACAGAAGUUUGAUGGGCAAUCUUCUUGGUGAUUCAGUAACUGUUAAUACAAAAGAGGCGAGAUGGGAACUAAGGAACCUGUUUAAUGAUAAUGAGCCAUCUAUGGUGCAGCCUGUGGUUCAACAAUUUGAAGUACCAAACUUUGACAUUCAUGAGGAUAGAUCAAUGACCAUGGCACUUAACACAAAGAAAAAAGAUUUGGUGGAGCUGAAGGGGAUACCUGAUGAUAAAGAAAAUGCUGAUAAGUUCACUAUGCCUACAGCAGCUGCCCCAGUUAAUGUAAACAAAACUGCUUACUACGAAGAGCCUUCUUGCACGCAAGUGUUCAACUUUAACAUUAAAGAUGCAAGCACACCAAAUAUGUCUCAAUUCAAGAAGCCCACUAGUAUAGAUCAGUCUGGAAAAUUUCCUUCCGUGCCUAAAUUUAGUAUAGAUGAGAGUGUGAUUGAGCAUGUGGACACAGGUCUUAUGAAAAGAGAUGAACAUUCUAGACAGCACGCCACAGAUCAGCAUGUCACCGUAGAUAAUCCAGGGGCAGGUUUGUCAGUCAUUAUGGAGGCUACCAGGGAAUACAAUAGCAAAUCUGGCUCAAGUUCAUCGGGACAGUCAACAAGAACUAAUUUCACUGGUUACACAACAAACUUCGAUUCAAUGUACAACAACCAAGACCCUGCACAACCUACCACCUCCAAAAGAAGCUCAAUGAGCACUCAGCCUCGUUUGCCUAAUGGAACUUUCGCAAGGGUGUACUCGCAAAAACGCGACCAACCUGAGAACAAACCCACUGCGCCAUCCACUUCAGUGCCUUAUCUAUCUCACGACCAUCAAUAUCAAAAACCGAUACCACCAAGCUAUAAUGGCUACUCCCCUCAAAGAUCUAUGCACUCACAUUACCAACAGAACUACGGUUAUCAACAGGGCUACCCUCCUAAUCAAAUGAUGAAUCAGCAGCAGCAACAACAGGGCUAUGCAAGCCAGAACCCUAAUGCCUAUCAUAGCCCACAACAUCCAGGCGUGCAGAGUCCUCAUCCUAUGAGUCCCUCUGUGCCUCCUGGGUUCCAAAGUCCCACAUAUUCAAAUCAGGUGGGGUAUCAUAGCCCUGGGCACCCAAUGAUGAGUCCGCAGCACCAGUACGCUGGGCGGCAAGAAUACCAUUAUCCUAGUCAAACAGACCGACAGCACCUUUAUGCUAACCAACAACAAGCCCCAGCAGUCUUCCAAAGCCCUCCUCAUCAGCCGCAGUACCAAAACAAUCAGUACUAUCAAAGAAACCAAGUUCCUGCACCAUAUCAUAACAUGCAUAAUCAAUAUAAUAACACUAAUAUGUAUCCCAAUGCUAAUCAACAUGUUUCAAAUAAUCAAAGUUUCAAUGCAAUGCAGAGCCCCUAUAGGCAGCCGCCGAAGCAAAUUGAAAAUGUUGGAUAUGGAGCACAAAAUAAUCAGUCCUUCCAAAUUUACCAAAGUCCACAAGCACCACAGAAUAAUAAUCGAAAUGUUUCGAUGCAUGGUGCUCAAACGCCCAAUGAAAUUACGGAACUUCAUGGGAGGCAAGAAACCAAUGUUAGUACUACUAUGAAAGCACAGGAGUUGCCGAAAGCUGAACCAAAUACCUCCCAUAAAGUUACACCACAGGCCAAGAACGCAUGUCAUAAGAGUCCCACAUCUGCAUUAAGGAAUAUUAGACAUGAGCAACCAAAUGUAAAAAUUGGUCAGAACUCUCCAGAUGUCGGGUUUUCAAAUCAAUUCCUCAAUUUCAUUUCUAAUAGAAAUGAACCUAAAGAUAAUGCUAAUACCCCGAAGUUUACAAACAGUCCUAGUAUCUCUCAGAAAAUGCAUAAAAAUCUAUAUGUAUCUAGUCCUGAACAAGCUCAAAUUCCACCAUCAUCAGGAAUGUCAGAUUCGGACAGUAAAGAUGGAAUGACUGCCCAAUCCGCGACGCCGAUACAAUCUGCUAAAGUCCAUACUAUUGAUAAGCAGAAAGAUAUAUCUAAGCGGCAGUUGGAUUUCGAACAUCGCGUUGAAUUCCAAUCGGAAGACAGCAGGGACUCUGUUAGUAAAGAGAGUAGAAUCUCAUCAGUUUAUUCGAGGCAAUCUGAUUUCCAGUCUGAUGGAUAUGGCAUGGAUGUAGACAGUGAGAAUUCUAUGGAGUGUGCUGCAUUUAAAUCUACCCAUUCCAUAUCUUUGGUGGAAACCAGUGAAAUACCAAGGCCAGCUGACAUUGAGUUCCCAAAAAGGAUUGAUCCAUUCAAUAAAAAGAUUUUAGUAUCUCUAUUAGAAUAUGUUAAAUUUCCUAACAAAACACAUGCUGAUGGCUAUGUUGAAGUAAGAUCUGUGCCAAAGCUUCAGCCUGCUUCAAACGUUACUAUUGGAAACAGUAGGUUUGCUAUCGAAAAACAACUUGGGAAGGGUAAUUACGGGGCGGUGUUCUUGUGUUUGGAUCUUCACAGUAACAAAUCGGUUGCUGUCAAAUAUCAAAAACCAAGUCGACCGUGGGAGUUUUACAUCUGCCAGGAAAUAAAGGCGAGAAUAAAGGAUCCCUUUAUGCUUCCAGGAUAUAUGGACAUUACAACAGCAUUUCUAGGAGAAAAUGCAAGUUUGUUUGUAUCAGAGUAUUCGAAAUACGGAUCUCUGUUGGACGUUGCUAACAAAGUUAGAAUAGCUACAACAAAGUGCAUAAAUGAAUGCAUAGUCAUAUUAUUAACAUCUGAGAUACUGUCGAUAGUCCAUUACCUUCAUAAAGCUCAGAUAAUCCACGCUGAUAUUAAACCAGAUAACUUCCUGCUAAUGAAAAUACCUACACAAGAAUGGCGAACACCAUCAUUACAAUUGAUCGAUUUAGGCUGCGCUAUAGAUAUGUCCCUAUUCCCUGAAGGAACAACUUUUAAUGAGUUAAUUGCAACUGAAGGAUUCACAUGUACAGAAAUGCGGGAAGGAAAGCCAUGGACUUACCAGACUGAUUUGUACUGCUUAGCCGGUACCAUACACGUUAUCCUUAUGGGUAGCUAUAUGAAAGUAGCCAAUCGUUUAGGCCAAUGGAACAUAGAUAAGAAAUUACCUAGGUAUAUGAAGGUUGGUUUAUGGGAUAAGGUAUUCACUACUCUUUUGAAUGUGCCGGAUUGCAAGAACUUGCCUGACCUGAUGGAUCUCAAGCAGGAGGUAGAUAGUGCUUUGAACGACUUCGACAUUCUGCGCUCUCAGCUCCGUAACUUUGCUAAUGUGCUUAAAUCUAGGUAAAAUGUGAAUGUCCUUGUAUUUAUUGCAUUUAGACUACGGCGAUUGUAAAAACAGAAAUCUAAAAAUGUAUUAUUAAAUAUAGAUAUAGAAAUUAUGUCUUCGCCCAAUUAAAUCCUCAAUCUAUCGCCAGGUCGACAGUUAUUGCUCUAACUAAUACACAUAAUAUGUAUUAAGACAUCAAAUACUUAGUUUAACAUAACAUACCUUGUUGUGUUUAGUUGAAAAUGUGAUAUUGUGAUUUUCUUAGGUUCUUUUUGUUAGAAUUGAUAAAAACUUCGCUUAGAUAUUAACUUGUUAGCUUAAAUGAUGUUGAAAGUUUACUUAGGUUUCAUUUAUUUUUGUACAACCCUAUAAGACUUGCACAUUUCACAUUUCUUGUUUGAAACUGUAAUAAGAAGUAAUAAAUAAUUACCUGGUUGAAA
Amyelois transitella is the source of this 5511-nucleotide messenger RNA. RefSeq names its product mitotic checkpoint serine/threonine-protein kinase BUB1 beta (gene Bub1). Gene Ontology annotation, molecular function: ATP binding; protein kinase activity. Bases 296 to 5089 code for a protein of 1597 amino acids. NCBI's taxonomy places the organism in Eukaryota, Metazoa, Arthropoda, Insecta, Lepidoptera, Pyralidae. The record is from RefSeq and is a predicted model, not a curated record. The transcript has 14 exons. Gene Ontology annotation, biological process: mitotic spindle assembly checkpoint signaling; meiotic sister chromatid cohesion, centromeric; protein phosphorylation.